Babesia bovis T2Bo is the source of this 1208-nucleotide messenger RNA. RefSeq names its product putative RNA methyltransferase family protein. The record is from RefSeq and is a predicted model, not a curated record. The transcript has 5 exons. The coding region runs from base 25 to 1200 and encodes 391 amino acids. Lineage: Eukaryota; Apicomplexa; Aconoidasida; Piroplasmida; Babesiidae.
UGUAUAGUCUCACAUACCGAUAGAAUGGAUGAGAACAUAACCUGUAACAUUGUGCGCACUAAGAAGAAGAGGAAAGAUGCUCGUAAGCUUAGGAAGGAAGCUCCUCAAGAGUUGCGUAAAAAACAAAAAGAAUCAACAUCUAAGAACACUAUACCUAAAUCAACCGAUGGAGAAAUGUCUAUGGUGCGUCUAUUACGUGAGAUUCCACAACGGAUACCAUUCCAAGGCAAACCGUCAAAGAAGACGUUUUCAGUAGCUUUGCCCGUUUCAAUUCUACAAAAUAUUCAAACUGAUGAAUUAAGGGCAUAUAUCAUUGGUAACAUCGCCCGCAGUCUAACUAUCUACGGUAUCCAUGAAGUUGUAAUAUACAACGACUUAGGUGCCGAGGAUAUUGAUUGGCAAGAAUAUUUUGCCAUCAACUUACGGUAUUUAGAAACACCGCAAUACUUAAGGAAAUAUAUGUUUCCGAUAGUUCCACAUUUGCGAAACACUGGAUUGCAGAAUCCACUGGAUGCUCCGCACCACCUCAGGAGCAACGAAUGGUUACCAUAUAGAGAAGGCGUAGUUAAGUUAGAAGAAAAAAGUGCAUCUUUAUCAAUGGGCAAUCUAGAUAUGAUGGUUGACUGUGGUUUAUUUGGUCGUAUAAAAGUAGAUAACCCAGAAGCAUUAUCGGAAAUAUACGGUGUAGAACGCUUCUGUCUAGAUAAUGAAGACAGCGUUUAUCAGCGUGUUACAGUGAUGCUAGAUGCUAACUCUCUACGUGAAUGUAAACGUAGAUGGAAGGAACAAUUAAAUGGACCAUCAUAUAGUGAUUCUUGUACCAUGUUGAGUGGGAAAUUAGUACCACCAGAUGAACCUCAGAGUCUAGUAGGACUAUAUUGGGGCUUCGUAGUAAGAGAAGCUGAGAGUUAUGAAGGCGUAUUUUCUGACUGUCCAUUUAGCACAGAUGGGAAGUACGACUACACGAUUGGUACGAGCGAGCGGGGUGAUAUAUAUCCGAAGGAUGUGUCAGUACCUCAUUUCCAGCAUAUGUUGAUGGUUCUUGGUCCCAUUAAAGGUUUGGAAAGCAUAAAAGAAAACCCCCGUGAAGACUUAGAUGCCUAUGUUAAUUUUUGCCCCAAUCAGAGAUCCAGAACAAUACGUACCGAAGAAGCGCUAACCAUAUGUUUAUCGCAAUUUUUCGCACAUUACUCUAUUUAAUGUCAGAG